AGUGAAACCGAAAGUUAUCGAGUCCAGACGCCAUUUCGGAGGACGCGAAAUCUAACAAAUGUCUUCCCUUUCCACGGCCUGAAAUCAAGUAUCUCAUCUAGGAAGAAAACAAGCAGAAGAACUGCCUGUACAAUGAAUGCAUAUGGAGAAAGAGAGCUGGAGAAUUCUAUAGACACUCAGAGAGCAGCAUCUCCAGGAAUCAGCAGUAUGUCUAUAAAGAGUAACAACUCCAUGUUUCUGCCCCCUCGGCUCAGUGAUGUUGACGCUCAGAGAGCAGCAUCUCCAGGAUUCAGCGGUGUGUCUGUGAAGAGUAACAACUCCAUGUUUCUGCCCCCUCGGCUCAGUGAUGUUGACACUCAGAGAGCAGCAUCUCCAGGAUUCAGCGGUGUGUCUGUGAAGAGUCACAGCUCAAUGUUUCAGCCCCUUGGCCUCAGUUAUGUUGACACUCAGAGAGCAGCAUCUCCAGGAUUCAGCGGUGUGUCUAUGAAGAGUAACAACUCCAUGAUUCAGCCUCCUAAUCUCAGUUAUGUUGACGCUCAGAGAGCAGCAUCUCCAGGAUUCAGUGGUGUGUCUGUGAAGAGUAACAACUCCAUGAUUCAGCCCCCUUAUCUCAGUGAUGUUGAUGCUCAGAGAGCAGCAUCUACAGGAUUCAGCGGUGUGUCUAUGAAGAGUAACAACUCCAUGUUUCUGCCCCCUGGUCUCAGUGAUGUUGACGCUCAGAGAGCAGCAUCUCCAGGAUUCAGCUAUGUGUCUAUGAAGAGUAACAACUCCAUGUUUCUGCCCCCUGGUCUCAGUGAUGUUGACGCUAAGAGAGCAGCAUCUCCAGGAUUCAGCUGCGUGUCUAUGAAGAGUAACAACUCCAUGUUUCUGCCCCCUGGUCUCAGUGAUGUUGACGCUCAGAGAGCAGCAUCUCCAGGAUUCAGCUGCGUGUCUAUGAAAAGUAACAACUCCAUGUUUCUGCCCCCUGGUCUCAGUGAUGUUGAUGCUCAGAGAGCAGCAUCUCCAGGAUUCAGCGGUGUGUCUAUAAAGAGUAACAACUCCAUGUUUCUGCCCCCUGGUCUCAGUUACGUUGACACACAGAGAGCAGCAUCUCCAGGAUUCAGCUGCGUGUCUAUGAAAAGUAACAACUCCAUGUUCCUGCCCCCUGGUCUCAGUGAUGUUGACGCUAAGAGAGCAGCAUCUCCAGGAUUCAGCUGCGUGUCUAUGAAGAGUAACAACUCCAUGUUUCUGCCCCCUGGUCUCAGUGAUGUUGACGCUCAGAGAGCAGCAUCUCCAGGAUUCAGCUGCGUGUCUAUGAAGAGUAACAACUCCAUGUUUCUGCCCCCUGGUCUCAGUGAUGUUGACACACAGAGAGCAGCAUCUCCAGGAUUCAGUUGCGUGUCAAUGAAAAGUAACAACUCCAUGUUUCUGCCCCCUGGUCUCAGUGAUGGACCUGAUGUGACCUCUGACCCUGUCAGAAAGAGAAAGAGAGCAGCUUCUCCACUGCAGCCUCCAGAUCUCAGUAAUGGAUCAGUGGCCUUUGACCCUGUUGUCUGGAGAGCUGACCAGAUCAGAGAUGUGUCCUGUCAGACCUUCACAUCCUCCUUCAGUCAGAACCACUUCAGUCAACAUGACACAGAAGAAGAUCUGCAGCUCGAUUCUCACAAAACAGUGCAUGAUGAUCUUCAAAGAGUCAAAGACCAGCACAAAACCAGUAUGAAGAACAGGUAUGAGAGCUUAUUUGAGGGAAUCAAACUACAAGAGAAUCAAACCCUCCUGAACAGGAUUUACACACAGCUGUACAUCAUAGAGGGAGAGAGUGAAGGAGUGAAUGAAGAACAUGAGGUGCUACAGAUGGAGAAAAGUUACAGGUCAAUCCAAGACACUCCAAUCAACUGCAAUGACAUCUUUAAUCCUUCACCUGAACCAGGAUAUGAGGAGAAGAGAAGAGAGAAGAAUGACAAAAUAAAGACUGUUCUUACUAAAGGCAUCGCUGGAAUUGGAAAAACUGUCUCUGUGCAGAAGUUCAUUCUGGACUGGGCCGAGGGAAGAGCCAAUCAGGAUGUAGAUUUCAUGUUUGUGCUUCCAUUUCGAGAGCUGAACUUGAUUAAAGAUCAUCAGUACAGUCUUCACAGACUUCUGCUUGACCUUCAUUCUGAACUUCAUGGUCUGGACUCAAAGAUUUAUGAUAAAUGCAAAGUUGUGUUCAUCUUUGAUGGUCUGGAUGAAAGCAGGAUUUCACUGAUGUUUACAGACUGUCAGAAAGUUUCUGAUGUGACUGAGGUUUCUUCAGUGAGUCUGUUGAUGUCAAACCUCAUGAGAGGAGAUCUGCUUCCCUCUGCUCUCAUCUGGAUCACCACCAGACCAGCAGCAGCCAAUCAGAUCCCCUCCAACUACAUCAGCCGUGUGACAGAGAUUCAAGGAUUCAAUGACCCUCAGAAGGAGGAAUAUUUCAGGAAGAGAAUCAGUGACGAGCAUCAAGCCAGCAGAAUCAUCUCACACAUCAGAAGAGCAAGAAGCCUCCACAUCAUGUGCCACAUACCCGUCUUCUGCUGGAUCUCAGCCACUGUGCUUCAAAACAUCCUGAAACAAGAUCUCAGUGCAGAAAUCCCUCAAACUCUGACUGAAAUGUACAUCUACUUCCUGCUCAUUCAAACAAAUAUGAGGAACCAGAAAUAUGAAGAGAGAGGUUCAGGGAAACUCCUGCAGUCCAACAGAGAAGUGAUUGUGAAACUGGCUGAACUGGCUUUCAAUCAGCUGAUGAAGGGCAAUGUGAUGUUUUAUGAGGAGGACCUGAGAGAGAGUGGCAUUGACGUCACUGAUGCCUCAGUGUAUUCUGGGAUUUGCACUGAGAUCUUUAGGGAGGAAUCUGUGAUUUAUCAGAGGAAGGUUUACAGCUUUGUACAUCUGAGCUUUCAGGAGUUUUUUGCAGCACUGUAUGUGUUUUACUGUUAUUUACACAAGAACAGUGAGGUUCUGAAAAUGUUCCUGACAGGAAAGUCCAGAACUCAGAGUGAAGACUUUUCUCUGGAUUUGUUUCUGAAGGGAGCAAUUAAUAAAGCCUUGGAGAGUAAAACUGGACACCUGGAUCUUUUCCUUCGGUUUCUUCAUGGCAUCUCACUGGAAUCAAAUCAGAUACUUUUACAGGAUGUGCUGAUACACACAGAGAACAACCCAGAGAGCAUCAAGAAAAUAAUCAAAAACCUCAAACAAGGUCAAAAAAACAAUGUCAGUCCUGAAAGAUGGAUGAAUCUGUCACACUGCUUAAUUGAGAUGAAGAAUAAUUCUGUUGUUGAAGAAAUGCAGGCGUUUUUAAAAUCUGGCACAAAAGGAAAAAAACUUUCCCUUGCACAAUGCUCAACAUUGGCAAACAUGAUCCUGAUGUCAGAGGAGGUGCUGGAUGAGUUAGACUUUAAUAAGUACAACAUCAAAUCAAAAGAGGGCAGAAGAAGACUGGUACCUGCUGUGAGGAACUGCAGAAAAGCUGUAUUGGCAGACUGUAAUCUCACUGAUCAGCACUUUGAAAUUGUGGCUUCAGCUCUACAGUCAUCAAACUCCAUAAGAGAGUUGGACCUGAGUAACAACUCUCUGCAGGAUUCAGGAGGGAAGCUUCUCUCUGCCGCACUGAAGAGUCCAAACUGUCAACUCUGUGUACUGAGAUUAUCCGGCUGUUUGGUGAAAGAGGAAGGUUGUGCUGCUCUGACAUCAGCUCUGAGUUCCAACCUUUCACACCUGAGAGAGCUGGACCUGAGUAACAAUGACCUGCAGGAUUCAGGAGUAAAGUUCCUCUCUAUUGGACUGAGGAGUCCAAAUCAGCUCAACAUACUGAGGUUUGUGGUUGUAGUGUGUGUCUGACUAUAGGCGUUAUUUCAAUCUGAACAACAAGAACUAUGCAAUCUUUUACUGUUGGAUCCAGGUUUGCCCUUUGUCUGCUUGUAACUAUUGUGCCAUGUCUUGUUCUCCACUGAAAAGGGAGAGUUUAUAAUGAGUCCUCCAGCCACCCCUAUAAUAGCGGUGACCCAUGUAGUACCCUAGCUCCACAGUUGUAUUUUUCCCAAAUCGAACACACCUGGUUCAGUUCAUCAGCUUGUUAGUAGAGACUUCAGGACCUCAAAGGGUUUUCAGAUGAGAAAGAAAUUUAAAAUAUGUACUGUGAGGGUAUUACAGGAUCAGGGUUUUAGAGGACCACUGCUUUAGGAUAAGGGUCUAUUCCCACUAGCUCUUGGCACUUACACUCUUCCACAUCUUCUAAUGAUUACAAAUAAAUACAUAUACAAUAAAAACAAAUAAAUCAUAAAGAAAUUGCAGUGCAUUUUUCAGGAUAUUACAUAUGUUUAGUUAUUGGAAAUGUGAAAAGUACUCAAGAUAAAGUUUGCUAAAAAAAAAAAAAUAAUACUUUGUGUCUGGCCAAAAACAUACUUGACUAAAAAUAGUACAACUUUAAAUUGUACUCCAAUAUUAAAAAAGUAGAAGUAUCCUAGAAAAAGUGAAAAGAAAGAAAUUAUAUUCAUCAUAUUAAAUUAUCUCAGUGCAAAGUGAAAUAGCUUAAAAAUAAACUGCAUAAAAUAUUUUGUCUGGCAGUUUGGUUAAAGGAGGAAAACCAAAAAUGCAGUGGUCAAACAUCUAUCUAGUGCAACAACAACAAUUAAAAUGCAGUACAGAGGAACACAAACAUACAGGCAUUAAAGGGAAACUCCAUCCUUCUCCCUCAUGGCAGCCCAUAUGUAUUAGUGUUGUCACGAUACCAAAAUUAUCGUUUCAAUACCAAAACCUAGUCAAGAAUUGUAAUUUCGAUACUUUUCCUGAAAGGGGAAAAUACACUCAAAUAUCAUUGAUAUGCUUUAUUUUAAAACAGGGACAACAUUCUAAUCA
This is a messenger RNA of Carassius auratus (goldfish), 4851 nucleotides long. RefSeq names its product NACHT, LRR and PYD domains-containing protein 3-like. The record is from RefSeq and is a predicted model, not a curated record. The transcript has 6 exons. Bases 133 to 3834 code for a protein of 1233 amino acids. Lineage: Eukaryota; Metazoa; Chordata; Actinopteri; Cypriniformes; Cyprinidae. Gene Ontology annotation, molecular function: protein binding.